AUGCAUUUGGAGAUAUGUUCAAGAAUAUUUGCCUUUGUCCAUCGCUCCUGGCUGCGGUCAGCGGACCGAGUCGUUUCGCUGACAGAGAAGCAAUUUGGCUCAUUGCCUAAGCCAGCGUCGGCGAUGGAUUUCUUUGCGAAUUUGCAAUACAUCACUGUCGAGCCGCAGGCGAAGUCGACGGCAGGAAAGCGUCUGCAAGGAUGCCUUAUCAAUACUACUCUCUCUCUAUCUCUCUUUCUAUCUCUCUCUCUCUAUAUCCUCUCUCUGUAUUUGCCUCUCUCUUUCUGUCUAUCUUUCUCUCUAUCUCUCUGUCUCUUACUCUCUCUCCCCCUUCUUAUAUCAAUCGCUCCAUAUCUAUCUAUCUAUCUAUCUAUCUAUCUAUCUAUCACACUCUUCCUAUUUGUUCAUAUCUAUCUCACUCGAUUCAUAUCUAUGUUUCCUUCCUUCCCUGAACAGCCAUUUUAUUUUUCUACAUUUUUUUUCCUGCUGUUGCCUCUUUUUCGUUUUCUCUUUUCGUUUAUGCUAACCUCGCUUUCAUUUUCUAUUUUCUUGUAUUUUGUUUUCUUCUCUUUCUUUUCUUCUCGUUCUUUCUUUCUUUCUUUCUUUCUUUUCUUCUCGUUCUUUCUUUCUUUUCUUCUCGUUCUUUCUUUCUUUCUUUCUUCUCGUUCUUUCUUUCUUUUCUUCUCGUUCUUUCUUUCUUUCUUUCUUUCUUCUCGUUCUUUCUUUUCUUCUCGUUCUUUCUUUCUUCUCGUUCUUUCUUUCUUUCUUCUCGUUCUUUCUUUUCUUCUCGUUCUUUCUUUCUUCUCGUUCUUUCUUUCUUUCUUCUCGUUCUUUCUUUCUUCUCGUUCUUUCUUUCUUUUCUUCUCGUUCUAUCUUUCUUUCUUUCUUUCUUUCUUCUCGUUCUUUCUUUCUUUUCUUCUCGUUCUUUCUUUCUUUUCUUCUCGUUCUUUCUUUCUUUCUUUCUUUCUUCUCGUUCUUUCUUUCUUUUCUUCUCGUUCUUUCUUUCUUUUCUUCUCGUUCUUUCUUUCUUUCUUCUCGUUCUUUCUUUCUUUCUUUCUUUCUUUCUUUCUUCUCGUUCUUUCUUUCUUUUCUUCUCGUUCUUUCUUUCUUUCUUCUCGUUCUUUCUUUCUUUCUUUCUUCUCGUUCUUUCUUUCUUUUCUUCUCGUUCUUUCUUUCUUCUCGUUCUUUCUUUCUUUUCUUCUCGUUCUUUCUUUUCUUCUCGUUCUUUCUUUCUUUCUUUCUUUCUCUACGCAUUUCACAUGUCUUUUUUAUCUCUUAUUUCUUUGCUCCUUUUGUUACUUUCUUUUUCUAUCUGUGCCAAUCUCUCGUCUUUGGUUUUCUUUUUCCCUGUCACUGUCUCUCUCUCUCUCUCUCGUUUUCUAUCUCUUUCUCUCUCUCUACCUUUUUUCUUUUUAUUCUCCCUUUCUCUGUCACACUUUCUCUCCUUUUCUCUUUCUACCUUUCCCAUUUUUACGCCUCACUUCCUUUCGUCUUUCUGACCUGUAA
Molecule: messenger RNA, 1506 nt
Organism: Acanthosepion pharaonis
Lineage: Eukaryota; Metazoa; Mollusca; Cephalopoda; Sepiida; Sepiidae
Source: the annotation of a GenBank genome assembly